Molecule: messenger RNA, 6745 nt
Organism: Toxoplasma gondii ME49
Lineage: Eukaryota; Apicomplexa; Conoidasida; Eucoccidiorida; Sarcocystidae
Product: beta tubulin
Exons: 6
Coding region: 1722-3071 (449 amino acids)
Biological process (GO): mitotic cell cycle; microtubule cytoskeleton organization
Cellular component (GO): cytoplasm; microtubule
Molecular function (GO): GTPase activity; structural constituent of cytoskeleton; GTP binding
Source: RefSeq, a predicted model, not a curated record
CGAUUAGACUGUUCUACAGACUGUUUUUUCAAUUCGUGUUCCCUGCAAAGAAGUAAAUAACAUCUUCCUCAGUGCGAAUUUCUCCAACGUCAUAUUUUUGUGGGUAGAACAAGGAGUCGUAGGGGUUUCCCGACUCCAUUAUAUACCACGAAUCGUGCGAAAUUCUAGGCCUUUUUUCCGUCACGUCCUGUAAAAUCCUUGAAAUAUCGUCCCGUGUUCUGUCUCCAUAUGACAGAGUGUUACUGUAGGGCCUGUUGCGGCCACCACCACUGUUCGAUACCAACACAUCUCUACUAUGGUACGAUUUUUUAAAAGGGGAACACCUAGUCAGAUUCUAUUUCUUUCCUAGGCAUCUUUCCCCAGGGGUUACCGUGUUGGUGAUAGGGCACAGAGCAUGAAAAACUUAGCCUACUCGAUUGUGGGUGCCUCUGGACGGUGUCACAGACCUUGUGUACGGUGCGAUCCGUGGCACGUAGAAAUGAGAGCACCGCAGCGAGGUACGAGCGAUAAACCAUUUCCAGUCUGGAAAAGGAAGCGUCCGUGAGUUGGCGAGAGAGUAUGGCUGAAAAUACCUCCUGCUGGGAAACGAAGCCACGCGCGAAAUAGCAGUGUUCGUGAUUCAGGGUUGUUCGCAGAACGCGUGUAGAGGACAAAAGCCUCAUACCGUGGGACACGGAACAGUCGAGAGGAUAAUACGAGCGAUUUACAUGAAUGUGUUCCUCUCUCCUGCUGGUACAUGGUUUUUCUGCCUCCGCUGUGGAAAGAACGCCUACCGCGGCCGAGGGUCGCAGGUCGCUGGCACCUUUCCCACCUGAACUGUGUCCGAGGUGGCGGCACUCUCUGGCGUGGUUCGCGGGUUUUGCGUUCGUGUGGUCGUGGAGUUCCACAGAAGAGCAGAAAGGUGAGAGGAAGAGUGCGCCUGGAUCGACCGCACACGUGGAGUGGAAGGUAUGUGUGGGUCUCAUGUUCCCCAUGAACGAAACGCUCUCCUCAAGGACAACAUCCCCGUUAAAAAUGGAUCCUCGUCUGAGGGGAUCCCCUCAAUUCUGUCUGCAGCAAAAGGACGCGUGUGUACGGGACGGCGUGUUGGAAUAUCCUUUUCUUCAUGCACUCGCGGGUUCUGAACGUGGUGAACCCUCGCUAGAUAGCCGUGAUGGUGUUCUGGAAGACGCCGUGGGCAGAGAAUUCGAACGACUAUCACACCCGCCGAGCAGACGGCCAGCGCCGUGGGUGGUGCUCAUCCUUCCUGCGGCAUGCGCCGCAGGGUUCAGCACGCUGACUUGAAGUUGCAUUGGACAGGGCGAGUUCGCAAUCAAGCCGGAGGAAAAAAGGGAGGGUGUUGCUGGGCAGGGGAGCAGCGCGAAGUCUGGCGUCUUUUUUUCGUUGCGUCGGGUCCAAAAACCGCCUUUUCUCUCGCGUCUGGCCCUCUCGAGUUUCGCAUCUUUGUCUUUCUUCACUGUCGUUCGCGGGUUUUCCACCUUUGUCCUCCACACACGCGUGUUAGAAGACACCUUCCUUCCAGCCCUUCCUCAUUUGCGCGCCGCAGCCACCAGUUUGUACAGCGGCCGGUUUGGUGGUGUUGCGCCUUCCGACCCCAGGUGCUCCGGCAGAACGCUCCCGUGCGUUGGUGUUAGGAUUCUUUCCUCCCCCCCGGGACAGCCGUUUUUGUCGACUUUUUUCCUUCUGCGCGCUCUGGUUCCUUUUUUUCUGCAUCUUCCAAAAUGAGAGAAAUCGUCCACGUUCAGGGUGGCCAGUGCGGCAACCAAAUUGGCGCCAAGUUUUGGGAGGUCAUCUCGGACGAACACGGCAUUGAUCCGACCGGUACCUACUGUGGAGACAGUGACUUGCAGCUGGAGAGAAUCAAUGUGUUCUACAAUGAGGCCACCGGUGGACGCUUCGUCCCGCGUGCGAUCCUCAUGGAUCUGGAGCCGGGCACUAUGGACAGCGUUCGCGCGGGUCCGUUUGGCCAGCUCUUCCGCCCUGACAACUUCGUCUUUGGCCAAACUGGAGCGGGCAACAACUGGGCCAAGGGUCACUACACUGAGGGUGCGGAGCUGAUCGACUCUGUCCUCGACGUCGUCCGCAAGGAGGCUGAAGGCUGCGACUGCCUUCAGGGUUUCCAGAUCACCCACAGUCUUGGAGGGGGUACCGGUUCGGGUAUGGGUACGUUGUUGAUCAGCAAGGUCCGCGAGGAGUACCCCGACCGCAUCAUGGAGACUUUCUCCGUGUUCCCGUCCCCCAAGGUCUCUGACACCGUUGUCGAGCCGUACAACGCAACGCUCUCCGUUCACCAGCUGGUUGAGAACGCGGACGAAGUCCAGGUGAUCGACAACGAGGCCCUAUACGACAUUUGCUUCCGAACACUGAAGCUGACCACGCCGACGUAUGGCGACCUGAACCAUUUGGUCUCCGCAGCCAUGAGCGGUGUGACCUGCUGUCUCCGCUUCCCCGGUCAGCUAAACAGCGACCUGCGCAAACUUGCGGUCAACCUCAUCCCGUUCCCUCGUCUCCACUUCUUCCUCAUUGGGUUUGCUCCGCUCACGAGCCGCGGCAGCCAGCAGUACCGCGCUCUCAGCGUCCCCGAGCUCACCCAGCAGAUGUUCGACGCAAAGAACAUGAUGUGCGCCUCCGACCCGCGCCACGGCCGCUACCUGACUGCCUCCGCCAUGUUCCGUGGUCGCAUGUCGACCAAGGAAGUCGACGAGCAGAUGCUCAACGUCCAGAACAAGAACUCGUCCUACUUCGUUGAGUGGAUUCCCAACAACAUGAAGUCCAGCGUCUGUGACAUCCCCCCGAAGGGCCUCAAGAUGUCUGUCACCUUUGUCGGGAACUCCACCGCCAUCCAGGAGAUGUUCAAGCGUGUGUCCGACCAAUUCACAGCUAUGUUCAGGCGCAAGGCUUUCUUGCACUGGUACACGGGUGAAGGUAUGGACGAGAUGGAAUUCACCGAGGCCGAGUCGAACAUGAACGACCUGGUGUCCGAGUAUCAGCAGUACCAGGACGCCACCGCAGAGGAAGAGGGAGAAUUCGACGAGGAAGAGGGCGAGAUGGGUGCAGAGGAAGGCGCGUAGUGGCUUUUCUCAUUCUAAUGUCACGUCUGUUACAUCCGUCUCGAGCAGUUGUCCUGGGGAUCGGACAAGUUAUGUCACUGUCCUAAACACUCGAUAUACAUUGUCAAAAAAAAGAAAAAAACGGUCUUUUCGUCUCUGUGGGAUUAUCUGUUUUUGCUCGUGUUCAUGGUAUCUCGAGUGUGUAAAAGUACGUUUUUGAAUACGCUGUCAGCUCGGAGUGGACUCAGGACUCCGUCUUGUUGCAACAAGUGUGCUGAAUAGGAGCUGCCCAAGCCGCACCACAUCGCUACGUAGACACGAUCCUCGCUCUCCUGGCUUGUUGCUUAUUGGCCGCAUCGACAGCUUUCGAUGUGACUUUCCAACGGCUAGUCCAGGUUAUGCGGGGGUGCUGUCCUGUGGUGUAUCCUCGCUCCUUUUGAUGUCUGAACGGAUGCUGGCGGGAUGUCUCAUUUGUUCUGCCGGUGGUUUUUCCCUCUGCCGAGAACGGGUGAUAGUCCUAACGGCGGUCAUUCUGACGGGAUUGUCUCCAAUAAUGAAAAUGGGAUCCGCUGUUCAUCUCCUGCCUUGUCUUUGGAGUUAACUGCCUAAGUACAGUAAAGCCAUUUAUAAGGAUUGCGCCUGUUGGCUCGAACCAGAGCUUUACCUAAAAGCAUGCGAGCGCGAGCUGGAAAAUCGUACACAGCCUGUCGCCGUUCUAACAUUCAGGGUCAGUGUAGCGCAUGUGGUAGCGAGCCAAAAAGCAGACUACUAUGUCCCUAACAAACGAGACGAAGUCGAAACACAGUGGGUGAGUGCAGUCUGUGACGAUAUGGAUGAUGGUGGACAGUGAAAGAAAUCGAUUAGCGAUGGUCUUCCGUUGACCGACCUGUUACUCAGAAGUCGUCGCAGAAACUACCUCCGAAAGGCUGCACGCUUCUAUAAGCGCUGACGUCAUAACCUAGUAUCUUCAAUCUUACCAGCUGGUGCUCACUGACGGCCUGCAAGCGAGGAACAGAGGAAUGGGGUUGAAGUGGUCGUACCUGUCUAUGGAGCGCCUGGUCUCCACGCUGUUGGCUUUCCAUGCGUAUUCUAAUCCCACGCAAAGACAGCCGUUUUGUAUUUAUUACCUAUUCCGCUUUAUUGGCAACACAGGGAGCAGGAGAAAUCGUGAUUUCGUGGUCCGUAUCAGGGAAAGCGUGCGUCGAGAAUGGCCGGUGAAGCGCUCAGGUGUUAUCCUCAAUAGAAUGCCGGGCGGCGCUGUGACGGUGUGGAAGUUUUGAUCCACCAACUGAAACAGUGAAUUUGCUUGGAGCUACGCAGCUCUGACUGCAGACGGGUCCUUUUCUUGCCUCAGCAAAGUUAACCUUUCUCUGGACAAGACUAAGAUAAAUAUUAAGUACGUUAGUGUGACUUUCUGCAUCAGAGGGAUACGGGCUUCUCUACAGACACGAAAUCUUAUGUGCCCAGUCCACCACAGCCGUUCCGUCGGUCGUUGCUCCGCGGUCGUGUACGAUACCGGCAUGGGCGGGAAAAGAGUAGCUUGUGACACUGUACUUUAAAACGGUAACUGCUGUCUCGCCUCUUCACAUGGUACUGUCGGUUUAUUUCACCAUCUGAGUGUUCCGUAUCCGUUUAAGCGUGAAGUCCCCCUGCAUGUGCACUGCACGGGAAGAACACUGCAGUCUCGACCCGUUAAAAUUUUGGCAAGCAGCAUCAACAUUAGCCUCUCUCUAGCAAAUCUGGCAUCUCAUCCGUGGUGUUGGUCUGUUUUUUAUCGUAGACUGCUAACAGAUCCUUAAAAGUCGGAUGCAAUAACGGAUCCAGUCGCGUUCUACACAAUCACUGAAACAAUGAAACUGCAUAAUCGGACAGGAACUGGACUGCUCCUGAUGAUGCACUAUCUGCGUUACCAGCCGAGUCAGCUCAUGCGCGAUCGUUGGGAAGUGCAACUGACUACGAGCUAAAGCAAUAAAACAGUCAAGCGCGCAUUGUCAUUUGUUCCUUGGCCCACCUGUCCAGAAGCACAGUCACUGUGUUGUUACGCAUUCGCCGCUGCCAAAUUAUCUUCGUCCGUUGUCAGUAAAGUCACCACAAGCAUGCCCUUUUCACAGUGAGGAGCGGCACUCCGCUACAUUGAGGUCCAAUGUUUCCUUUUUGGUUGUCUGUUUUAGACGCUUUGAAUGCAACGGGAAAAUUAUCUUUGUUCGACUUCCAGGUGGAGCAAAAACAGUUUUCCAAUUUUAUGAGGAGCUACUAUCGCGUUGGUCCUCAGCUUUAAUGGCACAUGUAUUCCGGUGAGACCAGAACUGCUGCAGCAACAGUCAAACUGAUAUAUAGGAUUGCGCCGGUGGGGCGUCUUUCUUUUUCAUGUCCCGAAGCCCCUUUGUGUCUGUGAGGACACCGACUCUAGAGUGUUUGCCAUUGUCCCGUAUGCUGCUAGCAAGUGUAUCCCAAAUCUGUUCACUUGCGGAUUGUACGAUUGUAGAGUCAGACGGGAUGAAGUUCGAACAAGAAGUGCCUUAAAUUUCACAAAGGAAUGACGACAAGAGAGCCUUCUUUCAGAUUGAAGGCACGAAGCCACAACUCUCCUGCAGGAAUUCCAUACUUCCGUUUCAGCGCUGCCUCUUUCUUUGAAUUGAUAGAUAUGCCCUGGAACGCAAAAAGGGAAAACACACAGAAGGAAAAAUUUGUCUAGUUCAAUAACAUCAGAAGCACGAACAGAGGUCAAAGAUCACCGUCACACUUACGUUCAAUUUGAACUUCAGGUUGCCCACAAUAUAGUCACGUUGUAGGAUUUUUGGAUUUGCCGAGCUUCGGAGACGAGUUACCAAUAUUUGUUUGAGAUCGUCGAGCAGAAAAUGAUCCUGGAUUCUGAUAUUGAACUCUUCUUCCGUCUUCAAUCCCCCUGGAAUCACACAAUAAAGUACGUACUGUCUACGCAGUGUCAAGUAGCGAGAUGCGCGUCUUCCAUGUGGCAAAGCACCACCAAUAGUUUGCAGCGGGCAACCUUACAUUUCUUAACCUUGCACACGACAGUGACUUCUGGAUUUAUAGGAAAAACUUCGAUUUCCAUUGAGCUCCGCGUUCCGAAACGAUCUCGUAUUUGCAGGCCCUGUCAGGAUGCAGAUUGGAAGAAGCAGUCGAACAUAUCCUAAAAUCCCCCAAUAAGAGCGUCAUACUGGUUCCGUCGUUUGUUUUCUGUUUGAUCCACGUGCCAUGACUCGCCGUGCUAGCCCCCUGAAUCGCUACAUACUCCUUACCUCCAGCGGGCGUCCGGGUUGCUCUUGUCGUAUAUACAUUAAAAUGUUAUCAGCGUUCAAUCCCGUUAACGAUGAUGGCCCAAGUCGGUUGAUCAAAUCCUCCUUGAGACUCUCAACCUGCAGAUACGGAUCAUUUUUUGCGGUGGCUUCAGGUCAUGUCUGCCCAGUCGUAGUCGGGAGAGACAUCACAACUUCACACAGAUACUCUUUGCUUCGCUUACGGCGGGACCCGGUCUUCCGCCUUCGCUUUUUUCCGCAGCUGAUCUGCUGGCAUCGAGUCUUCAAUCAGCUGAACUCCGAGAUAGUAAUGCUGCUCUGAUUCAAGGAUGCCAGUCUUCUGCUCGAUCUGAAAACGAGAAGAAUGCGACUAGCAGGCGACAAAUUAGCAUCGCUUGGGUACAAGGUUCUAUAGACGGUCCACUAGGGGAACACGAA